Pichia membranifaciens NRRL Y-2026 is the source of this 1365-nucleotide messenger RNA. RefSeq lists its product as hypothetical. Gene Ontology annotation, biological process: [2Fe-2S] cluster assembly. The coding region runs from base 1 to 1365 and encodes 454 amino acids. The transcript has a single exon. Gene Ontology annotation, molecular function: pyridoxal phosphate binding; cysteine desulfurase activity. Gene Ontology annotation, cellular component: nucleus; cytosol; mitochondrion. The record is from RefSeq and is a predicted model, not a curated record. NCBI's taxonomy places the organism in Eukaryota, Fungi, Ascomycota, Pichiomycetes, Pichiales, Pichiaceae.
AUGCAGGCAUUAGCUCAGUUCAGACAACGACUGAACGUUGUAAGGUUUUUGAAGCAGAGCCCACGUUAUCUUUCCACAGCAGUGAACGACGUGGUAGCUCCUCCAGCCGGUUCCGCUGUCUCGUUGAAAAACUCAAAGAGGGACAGCACCCAGUACGGGUCCCGUCCUAUCUACUUGGACAUGCAGGCCACCACGCCUGUAGACCCAAGAGUGCUCGACAAGAUGUUGGAGUUCUACACCGGGUUCUAUGGUAACCCGCACUCGGCAACGCAUGCGUACGGUUGGGAGACCGAGACCGAGGUCGAGAAGGCCAGGUCGUACGUCGCCGAGGUGAUUGGCGCAGACCCAAAGGAAAUCAUCUUCACGUCGGGUGCCACCGAAUCAAAUAAUGCGGCCUUGAAGGGUGUCGCCAGAUUUUACUCGAAAACCAAAAAGCACAUCAUCACGACCCAGACAGAACACAAGUGUGUGCUUGAUACUUGCAGGCAUUUGCAGGACGAAGGUUUCGACAUCACGUAUUUGAAAGUCGGCCAAGACGGGUUGAUCGACUUGGAGGAACUCGAAAAGUCGAUCCGCAAAGACACUGCUAUUGUCUCCAUCAUGGGCGUCAACAACGAGAUCGGUGUCAUUCAGCCAUUGGAAGAUAUCGGGCGUAUUUGCCGCAAACACAAGGUGUUUUUCCACUCCGACUGUGCACAAGCUUUUGGUAAGAUUCCAAUUGACGUCAAUAAGAUGAACAUCGACUUGAUGUCCAUAUCAUCCCACAAGGUGUAUGGUCCAAUGGGUAUCGGUGCACUUUUUGUCCGUAGAAGACCAAGAGUCAGAUUGGAUCCUAUCAUCAAUGGUGGUGGACAAGAGCGUGGUCUUAGAUCGGGUACUUUAGCUCCACCUUUGGUCGCCGGUUUCGGUGAAGCUUCUCGUUUGAUGGUCAAAGAGUUUGAAAACGAUCAUGCACACAUCACCAAAUUGUCCAACAAGUUGAUCAAGAACUUGCUGGCCCUUGAGCACACCCAAUUGAACGGCUCGCCAAUUCACAGAUAUUGCGGAUGCGUGAAUGUGUCAUUUGCUUAUGUUGAAGGUGAAUCAUUAUUGAUGGCAUUAAAGGAUAUUGCAUUGAGUAGUGGGUCGGCUUGUACGUCUGCAUCUUUGGAACCCUCUUAUGUUUUGCAUGCCUUAGGUGCCGAUGACGCAUUGGCUCAUUCCAGUAUAAGAUUCGGUAUCGGUAGGUUCACCACUGAAGACGAGAUUGAUUACGUCUCGCAAGCAAUGAAGGAAAGAGUUGGAUUCUUAAGAGAAAUGAGUCCGUUGUGGGAGAUGGUCAAGGACGGUAUAGACUUGAACAGCAUUGAGUGGGCUGGUCAUUAG